CUCCUUGCCUGUGAUGCUGGGAGGAGACUCUGCAUGGCCACUUACCUGGAGCUGCCCACUCGUGGGAGGAUGCCCAUCCUGGGACUGGGGACCUGGCAGGAGAAUGCAGCAAAUCCUCUGUGUAAUGUUUCCUUUCGAAAUACUCCAGGUUCCCACAGCAGCCUCGGCGUUACCCAGCAGCUCUGACUCGAAGCCCUGCUCGUCUCUCCAGGGAGCAGCAAGAGGCGCGGUGAAGUUUGCCAUCGAUGUUGGGUACCGCCACUUUGACUGUGCCUACAUGUACCAAAACGAGAGCGAGAUCGGGGACGCGCUGCGGCAGAAACUUCAGGAGGGCGUCGUGAGGCGAGAAGAGCUCUUUAUUGUCAGCAAGCUGUGGUCCACCUUCCAUGAGAGAUCCCUGGUGAAGGAGGUGUGCCAGAAAACACUUGCUGCCCUCCAGCUGGAUUAUUUGGAUCUCUACCUGAUGCACUCUCCCAUGGGAUUCAAGGCAGGAGAGGAGCUAUUUCCUGCAGAUGGAAACGGCAUGAUCAUUCCCAGCGAUACACAUUUUCUGGAUACGUGGGAGGCUAUGGAAGAGCUCGUGGAUGUGGGAAUGGUGAAGGCUAUUGGAGUCUCCAACUUCAACUGCGAACAGAUCGAUAGGCUCCUGAGCAAACCAGGCUUAAGACACAAACCUGCAAAUAACCAGAUUGAGAGCCACCCCUAUCUUCCUCAGGAAGAGCUGAUUAAGUUUUGCCAAUCCAAAGGGAUCUCUGUCACUGCAUACUGUCCCCUUGGAGCACCCAACUGGCCAGGGUCCAAGCCUGACCAUAUUUCCCUUUUUGAUGAUCCUCAAAUUAAGGAAAUUGCUCUCAAGCACAACAAAACGGCAGCUCAGGUGCUUAUCCGGCUCCAGAUUCAAAGAAACGCGAGUGUAAUUCCCAAAUCUGUCACUCCACAGCAUAUUGAAGAAAAUUUUAAGGUGUUUGACUUUGAACUGACUGAAGAGGAGAUGGAGACCCUCCUUGGUUUCAAGAAGCGCUAUCGCAUCUGCGCAUUAAGCGAAUGCAAAAAGCACAAGGACUAUCCUUUUUUUGAGGACUGACACACAGAUCACCUUCAGAUCUUCCGGGGAUCCAGACCAUUUAUUGUUGUUUCAAGCAAUGUGCAAGAGUUCGUGUACUAAUUCACUACAGACAUG
Corvus hawaiiensis (hawaiian crow) is the source of this 1180-nucleotide messenger RNA. Its product is annotated as aldo-keto reductase family 1 member B1-like. The coding region runs from base 14 to 1084 and encodes 356 amino acids. The record is from RefSeq and is a predicted model, not a curated record. Gene Ontology annotation, cellular component: cytosol. The transcript has 12 exons. Lineage: Eukaryota; Metazoa; Chordata; Aves; Passeriformes; Corvidae. Gene Ontology annotation, molecular function: aldose reductase (NADPH) activity.